This is a messenger RNA of Diatraea saccharalis (sugarcane borer), 494 nucleotides long. The record is from the annotation of a GenBank genome assembly. Lineage: Eukaryota; Metazoa; Arthropoda; Insecta; Lepidoptera; Crambidae.
AUGAUUUUAAAAGCUCUGAUUACGAUUUGUUUGAUUUUUGUCUAUGAAGUACACUCAUUAUACCACGACAGAGUAGAUAUUAUAGAUGAUAGUGACACGACUACAGUGAAAAUAGACCAGCAAACAGUAGAAGUACUCGCAACGGUGCCGCCGACGGACACAGAUCCCGUGAUCGAACGUUCAUCACAUUACCAGCAUUUGGAUCCAACAUAUCAUGGUUUCUGGAAGAAGAAAUUUGUUUGGAGACCUCGUUGGGUGAAGACUUGGAAUGAAAAGAAGAUCUAUGUUGCUGUCUGGAAGAAGAUGUGGGCACCGGCAAUGUUGAAGGAAUGGGUGCCAGUUCCCAAACCGCCCCCGGGCUGGUUAAAGCACGGAUUAGGUCAUGCGCAUCAAACUUUUUAUGUUAAAGCUCAUCCACAUUGACUACAGUAUUGAACUUUUAGAAUAGUACCUAGUUGUAACGGUAACUUAUUCGGAGUGCUGAUCACUAGUCG